Sorghum bicolor (sorghum) is the source of this 2451-nucleotide messenger RNA. RefSeq lists its product as uncharacterized. Gene Ontology annotation, molecular function: protein binding. The record is from RefSeq and is a predicted model, not a curated record. The coding region runs from base 133 to 1575 and encodes 480 amino acids. NCBI's taxonomy places the organism in Eukaryota, Viridiplantae, Streptophyta, Magnoliopsida, Poales, Poaceae. The transcript is spliced from 4 exons.
CAGUAUUUCUUUUACAAUAAAUCAAUGGGCAGUAUUUUCCAGCGAACAGGCUCAUAUGUCUUCUAAUAUAAAGACCCGACCUUCACGUUCCCCUCCGGUACCGAAACGUUGUCUGGAUCUGGGCUGAUUCACAUGGCUGCCGUUGAACGUGAGGAUCACCGUCAGCGUCAGGUCGUCUUUGCCUGCGGCAUGUCGUCGUCGUCGAGGUACCAGAGUCGGCCAAAGGUCUUGGCUGUGCGCUUCGGCAAGCGGCGCCGAGCAGCCUUGGCUGCGUGCAGCAGCACGCGCCGGCGACGACGGAGGGUCACUGAUUCCGACGCCGCCGUCACUGGGGACGCAUCGUCCUCGUGGGCGUCCCUGCCCGAGGAUCUGGUGGACCUGAUCGCCUGUCGGGUGCUGGCGGUCGACUUGCUGGACUACGUCCGGUUCCGCGCCGUGUGCCCGCACUGGCGCUCCAGCACGGCCAGCCCGCGCGGCCGCGGCAUCGUCGACCGGCGCUUCCACCCGCGGCGGUGGAUGAUGCUCCCCGAGGGCCACGGCCUGUACCCGGGCCACGGAAAGCUGCGCGGGUUCGUUCGCUUCUUCAACCUCUCGACCGGCGCCUUCGUCCGCGUCCACCUCCCGCUCUUCAGGGAUCACUGCGUCCUCGACUCCAUCGACGGCCUCCUCCUGCUGCAGCGGGACCACGACACCGCCGCCCGCCUCCUCAACCCCUUCACCGGCGACAUCCUUGACUUCCCGCCUCUGGAGACUCUCCUACCGUACGUGGGCUCGCAGACGAGCCAAGGCAGGUGGUUCUAUAUCAGACAUGUCAAUGCUACCUCCAUGAACGUGAGCGCGGAUGGAGUCGUCUCGCUCAUGAUAUUUGGGGGAAGCUGUUGGUCCAAGAUAGUCUUUGCUACCUCCAGGGAACAGCGAUGGAGAGUUUCAAGCUAUUUCGUGGAUCAAUACAGCAGUCCACUGUCGUUCCAAGGCAAGAUAUAUGUGUUGAGGUCUACUGACUGUUACGCCAAACCAGAAAUCCUAGAGAUCGGCCCCCCACAGCUACUACAAGGGAAGGAGGAACUCUGGAUGCCACCACCAAGGUCCAUUGCCAAAUGUCCACUUCCAUGUAGUUCAGACAAGACCGGGAUUAAUUACCCCUAUCUGGCAGAAUGCGGCACAGAGAUGAUGGUGGUCAGUAUGACCAACAAUUUCAACAAACUUUUAGUUCACAGAGUAGCUGACCUUAUGCUGGGAAGGGCUGUCCCGGUGACACGCAUUGGUGGCAAUUGCCUCUUCAUUGACAGGAGGAAGCUGUAUGUCAGUUCUAAGGCGUUUCCUACCAUUGUGGAUGACACAAUUGUCUUUUACAGUAUGCAAAAACGUAUGCUCGCUCAAUAUCACCUCAGCAGCGGCACAAUAUUGCCGGCGACAAAUAUACCUAACGCAGAAGAUGCUGGGCCAAGUCCUUGCAGCAUCAUUAGCCAUAUCUACACAUGUUGCUAUCGUGAAAAAUGGAACAAGGGACAAAUAGCGUUUCGGGGGGGAAACAACAGGUGGCGGGUGAAGAGCAAGUGGCGAACUGGGGCCUAAGCAGCUUCUGUACCAUGGUGGAUUGGUGGACGAUGGUGGUGCCUGCUGUUGCUUCCUCUACAACUUUAUCUCAAAUGUUAAAUUGUUAUGCCGGAAACUCUUUCAUACUCAUACAUAUAUUUUAGCUGUUGUAGUUGCCAUGGACCUAUUUACAUAAUGCCUAGCAAGGUUAGCCGACAAUGAAAAUCAAGAUUUAGUGGUUUUGCAACUUGGCAUGCUCGUUGCUAUAUUAUGCUAAUGUAUAGUGGUGGUAGUACCGCUAUGACUUCUUACUGAAUAUAUGGAGAGGAGUGGUGAAAACAAUAAUGCCUUCACACAUGAAAAUUCGUUGGAAUAUCAUGUCUUCAUACAUCUUGUGACCAUAUUUAGACUUGAGACGACUGUAGUUACUUAAUUUGACAUAUACAUUUUAUACAAAGCCAUGGGUUAUUGUAGUAAACUUGUGUGUUCUACUAAUUGUUGAGUUGGAUUGAGUUGAAACAUUAAAACUAUGGAGUGAGGUGGAUUAGCCGUUUGGUGUGGUUUCGCUCCUUGCUCUGGUGCAAGAGUCACACACGAAACCGAUGCAUGAGCCCACUAAACAUGUCCUUAAUUUGGUAUGGAUUGAAUUGGUUAAAUGGUGGGUUUAAAUCUAUUAACUGGGCUACCUCGACCAUGUGUUUUGGGAACUAAACUCUGCUGCUAGCUAGAAACUAUGGAAACAAGAGCUACAGGCCUGCUGAUGAGUUGACUAGAGCAACGUGCUAUGGCCAACAUUUGGUGUAAUAUGUUAGCAAUGCAUAUAUUGGCCCUCCUAAUUUUAUUUUGGUGUUCAUGCAUUAUGGUCCAUCACUCUCCUUUUGUCCUCUUUGUGCUUUCUCUAGAAGGAAGUUUGUA